Molecule: messenger RNA, 504 nt
Organism: Hyposmocoma kahamanoa
Lineage: Eukaryota; Metazoa; Arthropoda; Insecta; Lepidoptera; Cosmopterigidae
Product: cuticle protein 8-like
Exons: 3
Coding region: 1-504 (167 amino acids)
Cellular component (GO): extracellular matrix
Source: RefSeq, a predicted model, not a curated record
AUGUUCUCCAAAUUCAUAGCUCUGUGCGCAUUGGUGGCGGUGUCCCAGGCGGGUCUCGUACCCGUGUCGCAAUAUUCCUCGGCCGCGGCUGUGUCUUCCCAGAGCAUUGUGCGCCACGACCAGCCCAAACUCGUGGCCUCAGCUCCCGUUGCCUACCACGCCGCUCCUGUUGCCUACCAAGCCGCUCCCGUUGCCUACCAUGCUGCACCUGUAGCUAAGGUCAUUGCUCACCAAGCUGAAGAAAUUGCCUAUCCCAAGUACGAGUACACUUACUCAGUUGCUGACAGCCACACCGGCGACCAGAAAUCUCAGCAAGAAGUGCGAGACGGUGACACGGUGAAGGGCUCCUACUCUUUCCACGAAGCUGAUGGCUCCAUUAGGACCGUCGAGUAUACCGCCGAUGAUCACAAUGGCUUCAACGCAGUGGUGCACAACACCGCUCCCACCGCUUCCCCCGUCGUGGUCAAGGCCGCCGCUCCCGUGCUCUCUUACUACCACCACUAA